GGGAGGGUUAGUGAGCAUAGGGAAUGGGUCAUGGCAGGUCUUGGCCUGCGGGCAGAGGAGUUUGCAGAAGGCUUUAAUUUCCCAGGAUCUGUGCAGGGCAGAUGGCUGGAUUCCUGGUGUGAGAGCACAGAGGAAUACGAUUAUGAUUACCUCAGCAUCAAUAAAACCUGGGUCCUCACCCCCAAGGCACAGGAGACUGAUGCCACGCAGAUCCUCAACUUGCUGCUGAAGAACUAUGACAACAAGCUGAGGCCUGACAUUGGCAUCAAGCCCACGUUUAUUGAUGUGGAUAUCUACGUGAACAGCAUCGGGCCGGUGUCUGUUAUCCAGAUGAUGGGGAAACUGAGACCAGUAAUAGUUGUGUGGCUCUGAGGAACACUUAAGUCUUCAUUAUACUUAGCUUUGGCUGCUUUGGAAUAAGUAGGAAGAGAAUGAAAUGAAAAUGGCACGCUUCUUAAGAUGCUUGAAUGUGUUGCUCUGGAGCACAAGAUAAGCUUAUAGGUAAAGGAAAUUUGUUACCUCCUCCCCUUCUUCCCUGAUAAUAAUAGACUCCAGUGGUUGCACAGCACUUCUCAACUGAAAGGUCUUCACAAAUCAUCUGUCUAGGAGGCAAUAGCCCACAUGUACCCGUUUCUUGGGUUAUUACAAUGCCUGAAGCAUGCUGCAAUGCUCUGCCAAGGACUGUGUGCUCUUCUUGGCCUGCCCGGUGUGCAGC
Molecule: messenger RNA, 715 nt
Organism: Balearica regulorum gibbericeps (East African grey crowned-crane)
Lineage: Eukaryota; Metazoa; Chordata; Aves; Gruiformes; Gruidae
Source: RefSeq, a predicted model, not a curated record